GGCUUUUGGCACGAGUCCAAUAUCUCACGCGGUUGUUUUAGCACUAACAUCUUCUUGGGCCCAUCGAAAAUCGUUGCCCACGGAAUUCAACCCUGAAAAGUCACAAUCAAACAAACUUCAAAUUUCCAAAACCGUUGAACCGGACACUAGUUUCAGGGACCGGAAUCAAUUGACAGAUGCCCUUUCGACGCUCGCAUCUCUGCCACGUAGCCAUUUACGUUUUCUAGCCAAGUGACCCUCUUCACCUCGCCGAAGCUUUUGCCAGCUUCAUCUUUUUUGCGGCCAUUAGUUUUUAACCCUUCAUCGUCAUCUGGAUUUCUUCCUUUUCUCAGAGUUUGUUUGUGUCGUUUUAAAUUUUUAAUAUAAACUGAGAUGGCUUCGACCACUCUAAUCUGCGACACCGAGCCAUGGAAGGACUUGAAGACUCAUGUCGAGGACAUCAAGAAAAGUCAUCUUCGUGACUUGAUGAACGACAAAGAGCGAUGCCAAUCGAUGAUGGUUGAGUUCGAUGGAAUGCUUUUGGAUUACUCAAGGCAACGCGCCACUCUUGAUACCAUGGAUAAGCUCUAUAAAUUAGCAGAGGCUGCUUCUCUCAAACAACAAAUUAACCGAAUGUACAGCGGCGAGCAUAUAAAUAGUACAGAAAAUAGGUCACUGCUUCAUGUAGCUCUCUGUGCACCAAGGGAUGCGGUUAUAUAUAGUGAUGGAAAGAAUGUGGUGCUAGAUGUUUGGAAUGUUCUGGAAAAGAUCAAGGAUUUUUCGGAGAAAGUUCGCAGUGGCUCAUGGAUCGGAUGUACUGGAAAACCACUGAAGGAUGUUAUUGCAAUUGGUAUUGGUGGCAGUUUCUUAGGUCCUUUAUUUGUUCAUACUGCUCUCCAAACACACCCUGAGGCUGUUGAAUUUGCAAAAGGAUGCCAGCUACGUUUCCUUGCAAAUGUGGAUCCUAUUGAUGUUGCUAGGAAUAUCACGGGAUUAAACCCCGAAACCACUCUUGUUGUCGUGGUUUCGAAGACUUUCACAACGGCUGAAACUAUGUUGAAUGCUCGAACAAUGAGGGAAUGGAUUUCAUCUGCUCUUGGGCCUUCUGCAGUUGCAAAACACAUGGUGGCAGUCAGUACCAAUCUAAUGCUUGUUGAAAAGUUUGGCAUUGAUCCUAAUAAUGCAUUUGCAUUCUGGGAUUGGGUUGGUGGUCGUUACAGUGUUAGCAGUGCUGUUGGAGUGUUGCCUUUGUCUCUGCAGUAUGGUUUCCCAAUAGUAGAAAAGUUCCUAAAGGGGGCUUCAAGUAUUGAUCAACAUUUCCACUCAGCUCCUUUUGAGAAGAAUAUACCUGUGCUUUUGGGUUUACUCAGUGUUUGGAAUGUUUCAUUUCUUGGAUAUCCUGCAAGAGCCAUUUUACCUUACUCCCAGGCCCUCGAGAAAUUUGCUCCGCAUAUUCAGCAGGUCAGCAUGGAGAGUAAUGGCAAGGGGGUGUCAAUUGAUGGCGUGCCACUUCCUUAUGAGGCUGGUGAAAUUGAUUUUGGUGAACCUGGAACAAAUGGCCAGCACAGCUUUUAUCAACUAAUCCACCAGGGACGUGUAAUUCCAUGUGAUUUCAUUGGUAUUGUGAAGAGCCAGCAACCUGUGUACCUUAAAGGUGAAGUGGUGAGCAACCAUGAUGAGCUCAUGUCCAACUUUUUUGCAUAGCCGGAUGCCCUCGCAUGUGGGAAGACAGCAGAGCAGUUGUUGAAGGAGAAUGUUGCACAGCAUCUUAUUCCUCAUAAGACAUUCUCAGGGAGUCGGCCUUCUCUCAGUGUUUUGCUUCCAUCUCUGAAUGCUUACAAUAUUGGGCAGCUGUUGGCGAGCUAUGAACAUAGAAUUGCUGUGGAAGGUUUUAUUUGGGGCAUUAAUUCUUUUGAUCAGUGGGGAGUUGAGUUGGGGAAGUCACUAGCUACUCAAGUCCGAAAACAGCUUCAGGCAUCACGUACGAAAAAGGAACCUGUAGAGGGCUUUAAUUUCAGUACUACAACAUUGUUAACAAGAUAUCUAGAGGCAAGUUCUGAUAUCCCAGCUGACCCACCUACUCUUCUACCAAGGAUAUAACUGCCUUGAUGCAUUGGCUUUAUUCGAAAUAUGCCUCGCACUGCAUAGCUUCAUCUGUACUUGUCAUGCUUGAAAUUUUCCCAGUGGUAAGAAGAUUUUGUGAUUUUGUUUUUUUGGUGUAUACGGAGAUCCAUUGAAUCUUUUUGGGUUAUACAAUGGAUUUAAUAAGUCUACAGCGUUAGACAUGGAAUAUUUGCUUGAGGCUCUGUAGCAGAGAAUAAAUUAACUUGUUUUAGACAGCAUAUGAUUGCUUGGUUUUUCAAUUGUUUAUA
This is a messenger RNA of Durio zibethinus, 2351 nucleotides long. The record is from RefSeq and is a predicted model, not a curated record. NCBI's taxonomy places the organism in Eukaryota, Viridiplantae, Streptophyta, Magnoliopsida, Malvales, Malvaceae.